UGGAGCUCCUCGGGUCCAACAUGUCCGCCGCGCUGCCGUGAGGAGGAAACAUGGAAGACGUCGGCGUGGAGGAGCUGUCGCAGCUCGAAUACCUGUCUCUGGUGUCCAAGGUUUGCACGGAGCUCGAUAAUCACUUGGGAAUAAACGAUAAGGAUCUAGCGGAGUUCGUCAUCAGCCUUGCAGAAAAACAAUCCAGCUUUGACGGAUUCAAGGCUCUUCUGCUGGAAAAUGGAGCAGAAUUCACGGACUCGCUCAUCAGCAACCUGCUCAGGCUCAUCCAGACCAUGCGACCUCCGUCCCAGGCGUCGGGCAGCAAAGAUUCAGAGACUUCUUCGGCUAAGCCGAGAUCAGAAAAGGACAAGUUGAAGGAGCUGUUUCCUGCUCUGUGCAGAGCAAAUGAUCCCGCACCAAAGCGGCUACUGGAUGAAGAUGACGUCAAAGUAGCUGCUGAUGCAAUGAAAGAACUGGAGAUGUUUAUGCCCAGUGUUAGUGAGAGCGACAGCAAGGGCAGCAAGCACAAAUCAGAUAAAAUGAGGCGACACAGCCGAAGUCGCAGCCGAAGCAGGGACAGGGACAGACACAGAGACCGGGACCGAGACAGAGACAGGGAUCGAGACAAGGACAGGAAGAGACGGCACCGCUCCCGAUCACGUUCGAGAUCCAGGUCUCGCUCCAGAGACCGAGACCGGCACAGAGACAGAGACAGAGAUCGUGGCAAGAGAAGAGACCGGUCUUCUCGAUGGUCUGAUCGCUCACCCAGCCCCAGGAAAGAGCAAGAAAAAGACAGAGACGCUGACCGCUGGAAGGACAAACACGUGGACCGCCCUCCUCCCGAGGAGCCUUCUGUCGGGGAUAUCUACAAUGGAAAAAUCACCAGCAUCAUGCAGUUUGGAUGUUUUGUUCAGCUGGAGGGAUUAAGAAAACGAUGGGAGGGCCUGGUCCACAUUUCUGAGCUCCGCAGAGAAGGUCGUGUGGCCAACGUGGCUGACGUUGUCAGCAAAGGCCAGCGGGUUAAAGUCAAGGUGUUGUCCUUCACCGGCUCCAAGACCAGCCUCAGUAUGAAGGAUGUGGACCAGGACACAGGGGAGGACCUUAACCCCAACAGGAGGAGGAACGUAGGCCCAGAAGGAGGGGAGGAGGUCACUAUGAGGAACCCGGACCGGCCGACCAACCUGAACCUCGGCCACGCUCCCGAGAUGGACCAGGACGACACGCUGGAGCGCAAGAGACUCACCAAGAUCUCCGACCCGGAGAAAUGGGAGAUCAAACAGAUGAUCGCUGCCAACGUGUUGUCCAAAGAAGAAUUCCCUGAUUUUGAUGACGAGACGGGGAUCCUUCCUAAAGUUGAUGAUGAAGAGGAUGAAGACUUGGAAAUUGAGUUGGUUGAGGAGGAACCCCCGUUUCUGAGAGGACACACGAAGCAAAGCAUGGACAUGAGCCCCGUCAAGAUCGUCAAGAACCCGGAUGGGUCUCUGUCUCAGGCGGCCAUGAUGCAGAGCGCUCUGGCGAAAGAGAGACGAGAGCUGAAGCAAGCGGCGCGGGAGGCAGAGAUGGACUCCAUCCCCAUGGGGCUGAACAAACACUGGGUCGACCCGCUGCCAGACGUUGAUGGUAGGCAGAUUGCUGCCAACAUGAGAGGCAUUGGCAUGAUGCCCAAUGACAUCCCAGAGUGGAAGAAACAUGCUUUUGGAGGGAACAAAGCGUCCUAUGGAAAGAAGACGCAGCUCUCUAUCCUGGAGCAGAGGGAGAGCCUCCCCAUCUACAAGCUGAAAGAGCAGCUCAUUCAGGCUGUUCAUGACAACCAGAUUCUGAUCGUGAUUGGCGAGACGGGCUCUGGGAAGACGACCCAGAUCACCCAGUACCUGGCGGAGGCCGGGUACACCACCCGGGGGAAGAUCGGCUGCACCCAGCCCCGUCGUGUGGCCGCCAUGUCGGUGGCCAAGAGAGUCUCUGAGGAGUACGGUUGCUGUCUGGGUCAAGAGGUGGGUUACACCAUCCGUUUUGAGGACUGCACCAGCCCCGAGACGGUUAUCAAGUACAUGACGGACGGUAUGCUGCUGAGAGAGUGUUUGAUCGACUCUGAACUGGGCCAGUACGCCAUCAUCAUGCUGGAUGAAGCCCACGAGAGGACAAUCCACACGGAUGUUCUGUUUGGGCUCCUCAAGAAGACCGUACAGAAGCGCACGGAUAUGAAGCUGAUCGUAACUUCAGCUACGCUCGACGCCGUCAAAUUCUCCCAGUAUUUCUACGAAGCACCAAUCUUCACCAUCCCAGGCAGGACGUAUCCCGUGGAGGUUCUCUACACCAAGGAGCCCGAGACGGACUACCUGGAUGCCAGCCUCAUCACCGUCAUGCAGAUCCACCUGACGGAGCCUCCAGGUGACAUCCUGGUCUUCUUAACGGGUCAGGAAGAGAUUGACACCGCCUGUGAGAUCCUGUACGAGAGGAUGAAGUCCCUUGGACCUGACGUUCCUGAACUCAUCAUCCUGCCAGUUUACUCUGCGUUGCCCAGUGAGAUGCAGACCAGGAUCUUUGACCCUGCACCCCCAGGCAGCCGAAAGGUUGUUAUUGCUACAAACAUCGCAGAGACGUCUCUGACCAUCGAUGGAAUCUAUUACGUCGUGGACCCCGGCUUUGUCAAGCAGAAAGUGUACAACUCUAAGACUGGCAUUGAUCAGCUGGUGGUGACUCCCAUCUCGCAGGCCCAGGCCAAGCAGAGGGCGGGUCGUGCAGGAAGAACCGGCCCCGGCAAGUGUUACAGGCUGUACACGGAGAGAGCGUACAGGGAUGAGAUGCUGACGACCAACGUGCCGGAGAUCCAGAGAACCAACCUGGCCAGCACUGUGCUGUCUCUGAAGGCCAUGGGCAUCAACGACCUGCUGUCCUUCGACUUCAUGGACGCGCCUCCCAUGGAGACUCUGAUCACAGCCAUGGAGCAGCUCUACACCCUGGGGGCGCUGGACGACGAGGGCCUGCUCACCCGGCUGGGUAGAAGGAUGGCGGAGUUUCCUCUGGAGCCCAUGCUGUGCAAGAUGCUGAUCAUGUCCGUCCAUCUGGGCUGCAGUGAGGAGAUGCUGACCAUCGUGUCCAUGCUCUCUGUGCAGAACGUCUUCUACAGGCCUAAGGACAAGCAGGCCUUGGCCGACCAGAAGAAAGCCAAGUUCCACCAGCCGGAGGGAGACCACCUGACCCUGCUGGCCGUCUACAACUCCUGGAAGAACAACAAGUUCUCCAACCCGUGGUGCUACGAGAACUUCAUCCAGGCCCGCUCCCUCCGGAGAGCUCAGGACAUCCGCAAGCAGAUGCUGGGCAUCAUGGACAGACAUAAACUGGACGUGGUCUCUUGCGGCAAAGCGACAGUACGAGUGCAGAAAGCCAUCUGCAGUGGUUUCUUCAGAAAUGCAGCCAAGAAGGAUCCUCAGGAGGGCUACAGGACCCUGAUAGACCAGCAGGUGGUUUACAUCCACCCCUCCAGCGCGCUCUUCAACCGCCAGCCUGAAUGGGUUGUGUACCACGAGUUGGUGCUGACCACCAAGGAGUACAUGCGGGAGGUGACCACCAUCGACCCCCGCUGGCUGGUGGAGUUUUCUCCGGCCUUCUUCAAGGUGUCUGACCCCACGCGCCUCAGCAAGCAGAAGAAGCAGCAGCGCCUGGAGCCGCUGUACAACCGCUACGAGGAGCCCAACGCCUGGAGGAUCUCCCGCGCCUUCAGGCGCCGCUAACGUGGCGUGAUGUCAUAGCGUACUGGACGCGGCUGGUUGAAGGGUUCCAAUCAACUCUGAGCCGUUGGUCACUCCUUUUAAAGCUCUUAGCACGUAAACAUCCCAGAUUCCCCGUCAUGUCUGAGUUCAUGCAGGAACUUGCAUGUGAGUCUCUAAAAGCAACUUAACAUGUCACGAGAUCAGUUACAAAAGAAAACCUGGAGACAGAUGUUUCACAGACUUCAGGGGAGAUUUUUCUUUUUUAAAACAGCGGCCUAUUUAUUUCUUUUCUGUAAAUUGUAGUCUCAAUUUGACCCAAUUAAGAACCUGAGGGAUUUUUAGUCUGCGUUCUACUGAACUUUUACCAUAAAAACAUAGUUCAACACGUCUUAUGUCUUUUGUAAAAUAACUUCAUUCGUCAGUGGGCCAAUGAAAUGAUUAAAAAGUUUGAUUAAAAAGCUGUGAAUUG
Molecule: messenger RNA, 4170 nt
Organism: Cololabis saira (Pacific saury)
Lineage: Eukaryota; Metazoa; Chordata; Actinopteri; Beloniformes; Belonidae
Gene: dhx8
Product: DEAH (Asp-Glu-Ala-His) box polypeptide 8
Exons: 23
Coding region: 51-3722 (1223 amino acids)
Biological process (GO): spliceosomal complex disassembly; mRNA splicing, via spliceosome
Cellular component (GO): intracellular anatomical structure; catalytic step 2 spliceosome
Molecular function (GO): RNA helicase activity; ATP binding; RNA binding
Source: RefSeq, a predicted model, not a curated record